AUGGUACAGGUAUUGUUGCACCAGACCGUGCCCAUCGCCUAUCAACUUCGUGAUACAAUGCUCGAUACGGCCAUUGGUUGUCCGCCAUUCACUGUACUCAAGUAUCUAAUGGACUCUAAACUGUUUGAUAAUGCAAGUCUUUGGAAGCAGCGUGCGAACAGAAUGAUCAAGGUAGAAGCACCUGCGCAUGUCAAUGAUAUCAUGGCCACAGGUGAUCAUCAACUUAUCGAUGAGUUGUUGUUCAAAGAUGGUAUCCCUAAUCAGUUCUCUGUGUCUUUGACUUGGAAGAUGAUGUUGCCACAUGUGUCCCCAGUGCUUCAGCUGCAGCACUUUGAGAGAUUGCAUACUCGUCAACAACCACAAGACAAGACAGCAAUGUGCAUGGAUAAGUUGACAAAGUCCAAGAACACAACCCAAUCGAUCUUGUUGGCAAAUGGUACUAUCACAUCACAUGGCUUGGACGUGGACAUUGGAGACACCAAUCGCAUGGUAUUCAUCAAACUGUUUGAACUUGAUAUCUUGGAUUAUGUUCAACUACAAGUUGAUAAUCAGCAACAUUAUGUUGUACAUGAAUACAUAUUGACAGGCGACUACAACCUCAUACCAUACCUAUUGACCAAGACACCAAGCCCAGAUGCGCAGAUCAACUAUAUACGAUACACAUUCAAUCUGAUUAUCAGACAUGGCAAUGUCACCCAGGCCAUCGUAGCACUCGGCAACUUGGACAACAUGAUACAACUAGCUCACAAUGGUCACAUAAGACGUGAUUCAUGCUUUGGUGACAUGUUCAAUUCAUUCAUUGAUGCCGACAAUCCGGCCAACAGUCUGGAGGUAAUCCAGUAUCUAAACACAAAUCGAGUUGUUCAACAUGUUGAUAUACUCUGGAGUGCUCGCAGAGUGCCCCCUAGCACGAUGGACACGCUUGUCUUCUUGAUGUCCGAUGAGAACAAGAUAUUCCCAAUGUCAGUUCUCAAGGAGAGGUUGAUGCUGAUCAUUCCCCAACACAUUGACUAUGUGUUCAGUGUCAAUCGAUCAUUCUUCAUGGUGCAAGUUGGCCAGAACAAGCCAUUGGACGUCGCAUGUCUCGCCCACUAUGCCGUACACACUGCUCGAUUGGACAUGCUCACAAUGCUCCUCUCUCAGACUCCACAACGAAUACUUAACGGUGUAUUGGAGACAUGCUUUCACUAUGCGAUUGCGAAUGGACGUAAGAACAUGGGCAUCUUACGACUGCUCGUAGAGGGCAUUCAGUUCAAACCACCUCUGUUGGUCUCUCGACAACUUGGACUGUUGGGCGAUGUUGAUAUUCUGGAGUAUGCUCUCAAGUAUAUACCAGGAGUACGAUUAGCUGAUGUGUUGGAUGCGGCAAUUCGAAGACAUCAAAUGGACUGUAUCAAACAUAUAUACGAACAGUAUGAGGACAGAGUGCACAUAUCACAUCGCGCACAGGCAGUGUGGCGUGGUGACCUGGACAUGUUGGAGUAUCUCAACAGUGUGGAUCCCUUGAUCAAUGGUGCCAACAUGCAAGAGAAGAUAGUGUCAUUAGUUGUGGAUUCUCUCAAGUAUGGACAUAUUGAAGUAUUUGAUUGGCUAUUUGACAAUGUAAACGAUGAACUGAAGACAUAUAUCAAGAACACGGUGAUACCAGAGAACACAAAGAUGUUGAUCAACAACAAUGAUGUGUACAUGUUGAGACACCUGUUGGAAGUAGUUGGAGCAACGUUCGAUCUAAUGGGCCUGAACAACCUUGACAACUACAAUGACAAUCAAGCCAUUCAAUCAAUAUUCACUCAAUACAAGAAACAAAGGAUAAAUGAAGUGGCAGGUCAUCGACAACUCCAUCCACAACCUCAACCUCAACAACAACAACAUAUACAACAACAUCAAGUGAAGACUUCAUUGGAGGAUGUAGCAACAUAUCGACCCUCAUUAGCGUGCGAGUCAGUCUUCCAACCAAAGAAAAAGAUGAAGCAAUAA
Molecule: messenger RNA, 1977 nt
Organism: Acytostelium subglobosum LB1
Lineage: Eukaryota; Evosea; Eumycetozoa; Acytosteliales; Acytosteliaceae
Exons: 2
Coding region: 1-1977 (658 amino acids)
Source: RefSeq, a predicted model, not a curated record